AAAAGCAAUUCCGUUUGAGUUCCCAGUAUCUUGCGGAUGGAACGGCCGGUCCUGUCCCGGAAGUAAUGCGCAGAAGGUUGAUUACGUCCAAAGGCUUAUAUAUUGCUGUUACUGUAUGAGCCUGUGCAGUGCGGCCGCCGUACGCUUGCGUUCAGAUUGUGACACCUGUGACCGUGACUUUAGUAAAUAAUUGAAAUGCGUUCAUUGAUCGUAGCAAUCGCCUUCCUGGCGGUCGUCCAAGCUCGACCAGGGUUGCUCUAUACCCAAAAUUUGCAGCCCGUUGGAGUGGAAUACGCUCCAACAGCUAUUCCACAAGUGCAACCCCACCCAGCUGUCGAAUUAAAUGCAGCCAGUGAAGCUUUACUCCCCAGAGAAUUGCUCAAGUCUAACGAUUUCUAUGACAAUCCCGCAAUAGCUGCUGGUCUUGCCAAAGAAUCCUGGUUUACUAACAAGGAAAUGCAAGUGGUCGAACGUGAGGCAGAAAAGAUCCCGCGCGAGAAAAUAUACAACAUCGUCAAAAGCGCCGGAUUUCUGGAUCAACAUUAAAUUCUUUGCAUUUAUUUGUAGAUCGGUCAUCACAGUAAUCAAUAAGCGUAGGAGAAUAAAUACUUUCGGAUUUAGUUUUAAUAUGUUUUUGUGAGUCGUUUACCAGUGUCGUCAAUUCCAUGAAGUAAGAUU
This is a messenger RNA of Hyposmocoma kahamanoa, 678 nucleotides long. RefSeq lists its product as uncharacterized. The transcript is spliced from 2 exons. The record is from RefSeq and is a predicted model, not a curated record. The coding region runs from base 196 to 546 and encodes 116 amino acids. Lineage: Eukaryota; Metazoa; Arthropoda; Insecta; Lepidoptera; Cosmopterigidae.